UCAGCUUCACUAGAAGGUGGAGUACUUUCGAUAGGUUCUUCGUCACUACCUUCAUCAGAAUCUUCUUUUUUUCUUUUCUUUACUUUUUUGUCUCCUAUAUCAUCCUCCUAUAAUAAAAUCAUAUGUACCAGAAUAUAUUUUUAAAAAUAUUUAAUAAAUUUAAUAUAAAUGCUAUAAUGAAAUUACCACACUGCGUUUGUCUCCCUUUUUCUUUUCUUUAUUUUCGUCACUAUCUUCGUCUGAGACCUUUUUUUCCGAUUUCUAUAGGGAUAUUUUAAAACAGUAAUAUAAUAUUUAAGAAAGAUAAUAUAGCUAAUAAUAAUAUAAAUAUAAUUUUUAUUAUUUAUUAAUGUACCUUAUUAUCUUCAUCGCUGCUGCUUUCAUCAUCGCUGAUAUAUUCUUUGCUCUUAAAACUAGUUCCUGACAUAAGCUUACUGGGAGAUUCUUUUUUACUCUCCUUUUUCUUUUUUUCUCCUUUUUCUUUCUUCUCUUUAUCACCUCCUCCUCCUCCACCCCCGCCGUUAGCUUCGUAUUCUUUCAUUGACGUAAUAUACUCCUUUUUGGCUUUUGCUGCUUUUUGUUCCCAUUCCUAUAUAAUUAGUAUAUUAUUAAAUAAUUAUGAAAACACGUAAAAAUUAAUUUUUAUAAGAAAGAAUACACAAGUCUUACAGAUUUAUCUUUUAAUUCUCUCCACAUUUCACCUCCUUUUUUUGCAAUUUCUGUAACUGCAAUACCAACAUUUUCUGCUUUAAUUUUUUCUCGAUUACUGUUUAACCACAUCAUGAACGCACUUUGUGGUCUUUUAGGUUUAUUUGCAUCCUUUUCUUUCCUUUGCUUUCUAGGUUUUCUAGGUUUUUCUGACUAAAUGAGAUAAUACAAGUUAAUAAACUAUAAAUAUCCUAAUAAUAAAUAUCCUAAAAUUAUCUUACGAGUAAAUUCCUUUUCAUAAAUUAUAGAAAUAUUGUAGAUAUAUAUAAAAAAAUCCAAGUAAAAUACUUACCACCGUUUUAGCGGAUUUCGACUUUUUUUCCUUCUUUUCUUUUUUCUCUUUCUUUUGACUUUUUCCUGAAGCAUCCGAUUCAUUUUCACUUUCUGAACUGUUUGGAUUACUGUCAUAUUCUUCUGCCACAUCGCUCUCAUCCUAAAAUAAUAUGAAAAAUAUGUAAAUUUAAAUAUGUAAAUUCUGUUUUUUCAAAAUUCUGAUAAAAUUAUACCUGAUUAGGAUUAAAAUCUUCAUCAGUAGAUUCUUCUUCAGAAUCUUGAUUUUCCUCUGCAUCUCUUUCCUCUGCUUCUGCUUUAACUCUUGCCAAAUAAGCAUCUGGCUCAUCUUCUUGAUCACUGUCUCCAAAGUCAUUGUCAUAAUUCAAUUUGUCCUAUUAUGAUAAUAAAUAAUAUUUUAAUAUAAUUACUUAGGAAAUUAUAAUUACAUUAAUGAUUUAUACUUACACUCUUGCCUCUAUUCUUAACCCGUAAUUUUUUAGAAGUAAUAAAAUCGAAAAGUUUUCCAUAUUCUUCUUUUUCAAUACUACUGAACGUAUGAACAACGCCACUAGUCAAUUCAAUUUCAAAAUCAAACGAUCUGGUAGAGCCGCCACCACGGGCAAAAUUUACCGAUGCAAUUUCUUCAAAACGUAUGUGAAUUGGUGGUUUAUGAACAUAAAUGAAACCUCUUUCUAAAGGAUAUAAAUAACCUGCAGCUGCUUUAAAUGAACAACUAAUCGCAAGCGUCCCAGAAUGACUGAAAAUUAGAAAGUUAGAAAUAAGAAAUGUACUAUAUAUUAAAAUAUUUCUAUGUAAAGACUUACCUAAUGAAAUUUCCAGGUCCAGUAAGUUUUCUAUUAAUAAUAACUUUCAUUACUUUUCCUAAAACUUCGUAAGUUGGCCCAGAUAAUUCUUUUGGUAAUUUAUCUUCAUAUUUUUCUUUUAGUUCUUUUCUGUAAUAAUAAACAUGUAAAUAAUAUAUCUAUAUUUUACUAUAAAAUACUAAUUUACUAUUAAAAAUAUAAUGUUUUGAUACAUACUCAGAAAAAGGUAAUUCAAUUGAAGUCUCUUCUUCUUGAUUGAACAAUAAUACUAAAUAGUGAUAACGAGUUUGACCUUGUUUAAUUGGUGGAUCUAAACUAACCUAAAUAAAAAGCAUUAAUGAUAAUGAUAAAUCAAAUAGUGAUAAAUCAAAUAAUGUAGAAAAUAAAAAUAAUUUUCAGAAUACUUACCACAAAAUACAUUUGUCUGUUAUCUUUAUGUGGUAAAAGGAAUAGUCUUAAAACAGUUGACAUUGGAAUUUUAUAAUCAAAAGUUUUACCAUAUAAUAAUGAAACAAACGGAAUUUCCACCAUUAAAAAAUGAUUUGAUCUUAAAAGCUGCAAAAGGAGAAUCUAUAGAACAAGUCCCAGUGUGGAUAAUGCGUCAAGCUGGAAGAUAUCUUCCAGAGUUUCAAGAAAUCAGAUCAAAACAUGAUUUCUUUUCUGUUUGUCAAACACCGGCUUUAGCUUGUGAAGUUACUUUACAACCUAUAAAACGAUUUGAUCUGGAUGCUAGCAUUAUCUUUUCUGAUAUCUUAGUUAUUCCACAAGCAAUGGGUUUAAUUGUUGAAAUGGUUCCUGGAGUGGGACCAACUUUACCCAAACCUUUGAACGAUCCAACAGAUUUAGUCAGAUUAGUUAAGCCAAAUGUAGAGAAGGAUUUAAAAUAUGUAGGAGAUGCUAUAACUUUAACAAGACACAAAUUGGAAGGAAAAGUACCAGUAAUUGGUUUUACUGGUGCGCCAUGGACAUUAAUGAGCUACAUGAUCCAAGGUGGGGGUAGUUCAACAAUGACAAAGGCACGACAAUGGUUAUAUAAAUAUCCAAAAGAUUCUCACAAACUUUUACAAUUGAUUACAAAUUUGUUACAAGUAUUUGAAAGUCAUAGUGAUUUCCUUAAUGAUGAAUUAUUUGAAAACUACUCAUUUAAAUAUUUGAAGGAAAUUAGCGACAAAGUGAGACAAAGAUUAAAAGAAGAAAAUAUUCCUGAAGUACCAAUGAUCGCUUUUCCUAAAGGUGCAACUAUGAAUUCUUUAGAAAUGUUGGCAAAGUCUAAAACUUAUGAAGUAUUGGGUUUAGAUUGGACUAUCAAUCCUAUCGAAGCAAGAAAAAGAUUUGGUUCUGAAAUUACUUUGCAAGGAAAUUUGGAUCCAUGUGCAUUAUAUGCUUCUGAGGUUCAAGAAAUAAUCGAUCGUGCUCGAGAUAUGGUAAUGAAGUUUGGUAAAUCUCGAUAUAUAGCGAAUUUGGGACAUGGUAUUCUACCAGAUAUACCAAUUACAUCAGUUGUAGCUUUCAUUAAAGGAAUUCAUUCAAAACCAAGAAUGGCAGACAUAGAGGAUACUCACUUUGAGACUGGAGACUCCGGUGCUUCUGUAACAUACCCAAUGCAAUGUUCGGCUCUGCGUAAAAAUGGAUUUGUCAUGCUAAAAUCUCGGCCAUGUAAAAUUGUUGAAAUGUCAACUUCUAAAACAGGAAAACAUGGCCAUGCUAAAGUACAUCUUGUAGGCAUUGAUAUUUUUACUUCAAAAAAAUAUGAGGAUAUUUGUCCGUCAACGCACAACAUGGAUGUGCCAUUUGUUAAGCGGGAAGAUUAUCAGCUAGCAGACAUAUCUGACGAUGGCUACUUAUGCCUGAUGGCUGAUAAUGGUGAACUCCGUGAAGAUUUAAAAAUUCCUGAUGGUGAACUGGGUGCUCAAUUACGUGCUGAUCAUGAGGCUGGAAAAGAGCUUCUUUGCACCGUUUUGAAGGCAUGUGGUGAAGAAGUUGUGAUCGCUAUUAAAACUAACACUGCCAUCGAUAAAUAAUUGUGUUCAGUCCAGACUCCACCAUCACAUUAAAGAAAAAACAAAACACACACAGUUAAUAUAUUAUUAAGAGAAACCUAAGAUACAAUACAAGAUGAUCAAUGGUUAACAUAAGGACUACUACCAACAACAAAUAGAGAAGAAAAGAGUGGAGGGGCACUUGAAUAAAGAGUGAAAAGAAAGGAAAAGAAAUAAUAUGGGAAAGAAAAGAGGCAAACAUAAUUUAAAAAAUUGGGAAGGAAGAGAAAAACAAUGUGCGUGAGCGUGUAAGUGUAAGGGAGGAGAGGAUUACAAAUAAUGAAAUACUUGCAAAAAAUAAAAAAAAACAUAAAAAGAGAAUAAACCAAGAAACAGUAUCAGCUUAGACCUUGGAAAAAAUGAAUGUCUUUGGUGGCUUAAAAUGUUGAGAUUAAAAGGCAGUUUUGACAGUGGAAAAUUUUUAAAGAGGACUACUUCGCUUAAUUUGUGAUUUCUAAAACAUGAUUAGAAUUUUAUUUCUAUUGAAAUUUCAAUUACAUCUCAGUGGUAAUAUAUAAUUUUAUCUGAAACUAUGAUUUUAUUGAAAUUUCAAUAUUUUUAAAAUUCUAACUAUUUAAAAAUUUUGUUCCCUUAUAUUAACCCCUUUUCUCUAUUUUAAUUGAUAUUUUAAUUGAAGUUUCAAUUCCUUUACAAGUUUCAUUAAAUUUUGUGUUAUAUUCAAAUCUCAAUUCUAUACGAACUUAUAGAAUUCCAAUUACACUAGAAUUUUAAUUCUUAUAAUGCCCUAUAUUUGUUUGGGAUUCUGUCUUUUUUUUCUCUCCUUCAUUCAAGUUCGUUAAAUCUUUUUUAUUAAGAUUAUAUGUUUUAGAACAUCCAGCUUAAUUUAGAAUUAAUAUCUUGUUUUGGUUUUGAAUUUUUUUUUUAUAUAAUUAUAAUUCUGUAAUUUUUAUUAGAAUUCCUAUGCCAUUGAAAUAUCGUUAAAAAAAUUCAUGUCUUACUAGAAAUCCUUGAUAUUUGUUAGUUAUCCAAAAUCCUUAUCUGAUAAUAACUUAUUCUUGAAAAUUUUUAAUCUUAUAAUUUUUGUUUGAUUAUAAUUUGAAUACUAAAUAUCUUUAAAUUAAAAAAAAAUAUUUCUAAUUUUGAUUUGAUGAAAUUCACUGCAUCAUAUUUCAGAAUAGUGAAAUUAAAUUUUUUUCAUAGAUCUGAAAGAUUUUUAUUAAUUUUCUAUGAAAGUUAAAGCUUUUAUUUAGAAGCCAUAUUGUAGAAAGAUCGUUUUAUAUUUAACAAUUUUCAAAACUUUGAUAUUCUGAAAUUAGAAUCGAAACUUCAAACUUGGUAAAUAUUGAGCUCUUAAAUCCUAACACAAAAUUUUGGAAUUCAAUUUGAACUUCAAAUUCGUACAUGUAAUUUUAAAGGCAAUUUCAAACUUGAAUUCUGAAAUUUUAAGUUUAUCACUUAAUUUCGAUUUCUGACUUGAAGUUUGAGUUACAAUGUAACUAUUUAAGUUACAUUAAAGGCUCGAUUUCAAAACAGACUAUACCAUGUACGAAAACAUAAAAAGAUUUAAAGACAUAAGAAGAUUUAAAAAAAUAUAAAAAAUGAUUGAUAAGAAACAACUAAGCUACUGUAAUCUAAGCAGACUAAUUUAAGAUUAAGACUACUUAGAUAAAUGAAUUUAAUCGAUAAAAGGAAACUAAAAAAAAAAAAACGAAUCAAUCGGCCUCCUGGUCGUAUUUCAACUACGAGAGACGGAAAUCAUUUUUUUCUGCUUCUCGAUAUUGGGUUUAAUUAAUUAUACACCACUGCUGGUCGAGCCUUUAAAUUCUAAUGAUUUGUACUAAAACUAAUUUUCAAACACACGAUAAGUUAAUAAGAAAAUAAAUCGUUUAAGCACAGAUAUGAAAUAAUAUUUCGAGAAUAUAAAGAUAUCUUUAGUAUAAAAACUCUCAAAUACUUAAGUUAAAUUAUCAAUUGUGUAAUUGAUAAAUAGUUACUAGUAUUUAUGUAGCAAUAAAUAAAAUCUAAAUUAAUAAAAUUAUUGUAAUUAUUUCAGUUUUAAAAUAUUCUUGGAAUAUUAUUCUUUAAUUCUAUUGUGCACGCAUUAAAUUAAUGUGCAGAAUAUUAAAUCGUAAUACAUGUCGGUAUAUAGAUAUUUUCAAAAAAUAACCAGCAUUGGCGUAUAUAGGCAAACAAAUACGUAUACACACGAUACAUAUACAAGUACACACAGUGGUAAAGUAUAUGAAAAUACACAAGUAUAUACGAAAGUACACGAUUAUGAAAUUCAAAACAAAAAAUACAGACGUAAAGUAUAUAAGUAAAUGGAUACCAACGAGCAUUUGUUUAUACGGCGGAAAUCAAUGGAAGAUAAAUGGAUAAAUAAAUGAAAAAAAAGCCGUCGGUGCUUUUGUGUCAACCUUCGAUGAUGUUUUGUUGUUCUUAUAAUAGUACAUUAUUGAAAUUUCGAGUCUUAAUGAUUUUGCUAUUUUUUUACCUUAUUAACUAAUUUAAUAUUAUUCAUUUAAAUUAAUUAAAAUUAUCAAAAUUAAAUUGACAUUUUUAUCAUUUUUUCCUUCACAAUUUCAUAUUCACAUUGUUCAAAAAUUUUUACUCUUAAUAAGUUUCCUCCUGUUACAUAGAUAAUGCAGGUACUAACAAUAAUACUGAUUAUAAAAAUGCAAAUUAAAUUUAAUUAUAUUAAAUAAAUACUUCCAGUUAAAUCAAAAAGUUAUUAACAUUUGUUAGAAUCAAUUAAAAAUUUAUAUGUUAGAAAUCAUUUGCAAUUUUUAUAAAUUCUUUAAAAUUUAAAUUUGAAAUUUAAUGCAAACUUACAUGAAAUUGAGUACUUAGGCAGGAAAUUAGUGAACAACUUGUUAGAAGUUUAUUCGCAAAUAUUCUCUUUAAUAUUCCUACAUUUUCAAACAUUAAUACUCUUAUAUCUCGUAUUAUUAAUAAUUAUUAGUAAUUAAGAAAACAUUACGAGUGCCAUUAUGUGUGUGUGUGUGUGUGUGUG
Molecule: messenger RNA, 6818 nt
Organism: Heterotrigona itama
Lineage: Eukaryota; Metazoa; Arthropoda; Insecta; Hymenoptera; Apidae
Source: the annotation of a GenBank genome assembly